Molecule: messenger RNA, 2003 nt
Organism: Drosophila teissieri
Lineage: Eukaryota; Metazoa; Arthropoda; Insecta; Diptera; Drosophilidae
Product: transcription elongation factor 1 homolog
Exons: 2
Coding region: 1650-1898 (82 amino acids)
Biological process (GO): transcription elongation by RNA polymerase II
Cellular component (GO): transcription elongation factor complex
Molecular function (GO): RNA polymerase II complex binding
Source: RefSeq, a predicted model, not a curated record
AGUAGCCCACGAACCAACGAACACCUUACAAUGCCCGAUUAGUUCUGAUAUUCUUUUUCCAAAAACUUUUCUUUCGAAUUCCAUUGUCGUCGACUUGAAAGCGGAACUCGUGUAUUACAUUACCAGCAAUAAUAAUGAGAAAAAGGAGGAAAAUCUCAAUUAGUGUGCACUCGAGAAAGUCCUAAAAGGAGCAGAAGACCAGGAGCUGAGGAGGAAAUUUGCAAAAAAGAUCAAUUUUCCAGCGAAACGGAAAGCCGGGGCGCACAUUUUAACAGGAUAAGAUGCGUUUAAGCAAAUGAACGGACAAAAAGGACAAAGGACGCGAGUCCUGGCCGGGCCCAUUGAAGUUGCAGCCGAAGAACAAAGCGAAAUGGUCAAGCCACAAAAGGCAAACGGUGCGGAGCAGCUGGCCAAGAUGUGAGCAGUAGAGAUUAGCCAGGAGGAAAAAGGAGCAGCAGAUCCUGAAUACAAUGCCAUUUGGCAGAAAGGAGGGUUAAAAGCGGAAGCAAGGUCUUAAGACUUUUACUCGCUACUCGAUUUAAAAAAUCUCAAAUUAAUCCCAUUUGGCGGAAAACAUAUUUAGUAGCCAGCCGGUAUCGAAAAGCAUGGCGAAUGGAAUAAAUGCCGCUGAAAUUCAGCUGGGUAUCCUGCAAAGAUGCGGCAUCCUGCUGCCAACUUUAGUACAAAUUUCAUGCUGGCUUUGGGAACAAAAUUGCGACUCUCUUAACUUGCCGACAGCGUUUGGGCAAGAACUGUUGACACAUUCAGCUGUCCUUUGAUGUCCUGGUGCUAAUAUGGUGAGCAGCAGGCAUCCCGAAAAACCGGACCAUCUCAAAAUUCACGCUGCGAGCAGAGAAAUCCCUUAACACUCCACAGAGAUUUGGCUGUCAUCGCAGAGUUUUGUCCUGCGGCGCUUUAGCCAGAGAAAGUUCCUUAGGUUCCUAUGCGAUGUGGGAACAUGUCUGUAUCUGGUGUCGUUUCAUCUGAAAUCUACUCCUCGGCUAAACACUUGACCCACAUCUUUGGGCACCGAACUACCCAUUUUCCUGCUCAAUCAAAUUGCGUAAUCGAUACUUUGCCCCAAAGGCAAACUCACGAUCGAUUGCUGAGAUACAAUGGCAGGGACAAAGGGAUUUUCUGCUACAUUAAGUUACGUAAAAAGAGGGAUCCCAAGGUAUUUCUUUAAAGGAUCUCUAGACAGAUGCUCAACUUAUGUGGGCUCAAUCAAUUGAAGAUCCUAGCUAUCCAAACGAAUCUCUAUCAACAUUGAAAUUUUUGAACUGGAAACCCCACACAAAAACAGACAAGCGGCAAAGGGAUAUUAAACAGAUUAUUACAAUUCACUGAGCUCACUUAAGCUCACUAGUUGGAAAGGGAACUAUAAAAUUAUAUUUUUAAUAAUCCCAAAUAUAUAGUCCACUUAUUAGAAUUAUGAAUGCAUUUGAAAAAACAUAGAAAAUAUUGUUUAUAACAUCCUUCAUUUUAUAAAUGAAUCAAUCAAUUUUGUAGCUAAAAUGUAAUUACAGAAACCGCUGCAAAAACUGUCACUAUAAUUUGAUUAUUAAAGUGCAUAGUCGGCAGCUUGCGAGUCCAAAUAAAAUAAAUAUUUUUAUUAAGAUAUUAAAAUAUAACUUCUCGUACAAUUUACCAUGGGUCGUCGCAAGUCCAAACGCAAAGGACCCCCAAGAAGAAAAAACAUUGUGCCGAUGCCCCUUCUUUUCGAUUGUCCUUUCUGCAAUCACAAGCAGGCAUGUGAAGUGAAAAUAGAUAAGGCGAAAAAACUGGGAAGAAUUGCCUGUAACGUGUGUCAGGAAUUGUUUCAAACCUCUGUAAACUAUCUUACAGAAGCCAUUGAUAUUUUCAACGAUUGGAUUGAUGCUUGCGAGGAGCAGAAUUAGCCAUUUACAUUUUUUAAUGCGCUUCAGAAUCUAUAUAUUCUUUUAAAAAUACGUAAAUACACUUUUCAAACAUGUGAAUUAAGGGUCAACCUUUAACACGCGACU